Amyelois transitella is the source of this 2028-nucleotide messenger RNA. It is a transcript of the gene waw, whose product is annotated as translation factor GUF1 homolog, mitochondrial. The transcript has 11 exons. The coding region runs from base 102 to 2024 and encodes 640 amino acids. Gene Ontology annotation, biological process: positive regulation of translation. Gene Ontology annotation, cellular component: mitochondrion. Lineage: Eukaryota; Metazoa; Arthropoda; Insecta; Lepidoptera; Pyralidae. Gene Ontology annotation, molecular function: mitochondrial ribosome binding; GTPase activity; GTP binding. The record is from RefSeq and is a predicted model, not a curated record.
UCAGUCAGCUGUUCUCUUGGCUCGUCCUGGUCUGGCUAGGUGUUUGAGGUUAAUUAAUGAUAAAAAAGUCUUAAUUAAUACAAUUAAUUAAAGAAAUUGUUAUGAUUAUUAAUACUGUGAGAAAUUUUCACAAACUUUAUCUAUCUGCUAUAAUUAAAAAAUAUCGAAGAUGUAUAGUAAGCAGAAUGAGCAGUUCAGACGGAAAAGGGAAUAUUCCAGAAUUAAAACGGAUUAGAAACUUCAGUAUAGUUGCCCAUGUCGAUCAUGGAAAAAGUACAUUAGCCGACAGACUUCUUGAAAUUACCGGGGUCAUAAAACCUGGAGGGGAAAACGCUCAAGUUCUUGAUAAGUUACAGGUAGAAAAGGAAAGAGGAAUAACAGUAAAAGCUGUGACAGCAUCAUUAAACUAUACACAUAAGGGGGAAACUUAUCUUCUAAACCUAAUUGAUACUCCUGGACAUGUAGAUUUUUCAAAUGAGGUUGUUCGCAGUGUAACAGCAUGCCAAGGAGUCAUCUUUCUAGUUGAUGCAAAUGAAGGUGUUCAAGCACAGACUGUAGCAGUACACUCUCUUGCCAAAAGAAAUAACUUGGUCAUCAUACCCACAUUGAACAAAGUAGAUCUACCCAGAGCUGAUCCCGAAAAAGUUAAGUCUCAACUUAAAUCCCUUUUUGACAUUGAUCCUGAAUUGGUGAUGAGUAUAUCUGCCAAAAGAGGUUGGGGUGUUAAGGAACUGUUAGAAGCUGUUAUUUCAAAGAUUCCUCCACCUGUAGUGGAUUCUGGCGGCCCAUUCAAAGCUCAAAUUAUUGAUACUUGGCAUGAUAAAUAUAGAGGGGUUUUAUGUCUUGCGUACAUACUUUCUGGCAAAGUGCAGAUAGGUCAGCAUGUAAGAUGGAGGUCAGAUUCAAGGCAGCACACAGUUAAGUUCUUGGCACUUCUGCGACCUGAUGAGGAACCUGUUCAAGAAGCGAUAGCUGGACAAGUUGUUAUGGUAGGUUGCGGCCCUAAAGGCGGCGGGUCGGUAGGAGAUCAGCUCUUGUCCGCAGACUAUGUCAUGAGUGACAAGGCGACAGAAGCCGCUCCAAUUCGCCAUAUGGUAUACGCUGGCGUCUUCCCUGCAGACCAAUCGCAGCAUACACUGCUCAGUGAUGCAAUAAAGAAGUUAGCGUUAAAUGACUCCGCUGUGUCUGUUACUGCUGAUUCGAGUCCAGCAUUGGGACAAGGGUGGCGCAUUGGUUUCCUGGGGCUGCUCCAUCUUGACGUGUUCACUCAGCGCCUGCUUCAGGAAUAUAAAGCUGAAGCCAUCCUCACAGCGCCUUCUGUGCCUUAUAAGAUCAAAAUAAAAGGUGCCAAGUUGAUAAAACAACAUAGAACUGAUAAAAUUCUUAUCACGAAUCCUUUAAUGUUACUAGACGCAAGCAACAUAGAAGAAUAUUAUGAACCUUUUGUUAUAGGUACUAUAAUUACCCCAGUAGAGUAUAUCGGUGCGGUAACAACACUAUGCAUCGAUAGACGAGGAACUCCACUGCCUUCUAACGCUGUUGAUGACAAGAUGACCAUGAUGCAAUUCAUAUUGCCGCUAUCGGAGGUAGUGGUGGACUUCCACGAUACCCUUAAAAGCAUAACUUCUGGAUUCGCUAGCUUCGAUUACCAAGACCACGGGUUUCAUCCGAGCCCAUUAGUUAGGAUGGAUAUACUACUGAAUGGUGUAUUGGUCGAUGAACUGUCCACAAUAACUCAUAUCACCCGGGUAGAUUAUAAUGCCAGAAGACUGACUGAGAAGUUAAAAGAAAUGAUCCCAAGGCAAAUGGUGCAGGUAGCUAUCCAAGCUGUAGUCGGUGGGAAAGUAUUGGCAAGAGAAACUAUAAAGGCAUACAGAAAGGAUGUUACAGCUAAAUUAUAUGGCGGCGACGUAACUCGUAGGAAAAAGUUACUAAAACAACAAGCGGAGGGUAAAAAGAAGAUGCGAAGCGUCGCAAAUAUUAAAAUUCCACGAAACACCUUCAUAGACAUAUUAAAAAAAUAAAUUG